CGAGGCCUAUGUGACCAUUCUCUAAAAUAUUUAAGCUCAAGAAUCACGGAGCGGAAGCUGCAGGGCACAUGGCUGCCCGCUGGCCGAGGGAAUCUGGAGAAACCAUUCCUGGGACCUCGUGGCUCUGUCGUGCCUGUAUUCAGCCCCCAGAAUGGCCUUCACUCCGUCCAUGCUGAGAACAGCCCGCUGAAGCCCAGGGUCGUGACCGUGGUGAAGCUGGGUGGGCACCCCCUCCGGAAGAUCACCCUGCUUCUCAACAGACGGUCGGUGCAGACCUUCGAGCAGCUCUUAGCGGACGUCUCAGAGGCCCUGGGCUUUCCGAGAUGGAAGAGUGAUCGCGUGAGGAAACUGUUUAACCUCAAGGGCAGGGAAAUCAAGAGUGUCUCUGAUUUCUUCAGGGAAGGGGAUGCUUUCAUAGCUAUGGGCAAAGAACCGUUGACACUGAAGAACAUUCAGGUGGCUCUAGAAGAACUGUACCCCAAUAAAGCCCGGGCCUUGACAUUGACCCAGCACAGCCGGGUCCCUUCUCCAAGGCUGAAAAGCAGGCUUUAUAGCAAGGCUCUGAAAGAGGGUCUCCACUGUGGGAAGACAGAGACCGCCAAGACCUGCAGCGAGGCUACCGGGUCCAAGGCAGCCAUCAGACACCAAGGGAAGACCCCCGUGGAGCUGGCACAGGAGGACAGGGCAAGGGCCCAGAAGAAGUGGGUGAGGGGGAAAUGGGAGCCUGAACCCGGUAGCAAGCCACCCAGGGAAGCCACUCUGGAGAGGCAUGCAAGCGGAGAGAAGCACCUGGGGGUGGAGAUCGAAAAGACCUCGGGUGAAAUUAUCAGAUGUGAGAAGUGCAAGAGAGAGAGAGAGCUCCAGCAGAGCCUACAGAGGGAGAGGCUCUCCCUGGGGACCAGCCAGCUGGACAUGGGGAAGUGCCAAAGGUAUGACGUGGAGAAGCUGGUGAGGACGAGAAGCUGCAGGAGGUCCCCCGAGGCGAACCCUCCAGGUGGGGAGGAAGGGAGGAAGGGUGACAGCCACAGGAGCAGUCCCAGGAACCCCACUCAGGAGCUGAGGAGACCCAGCAAAAUCACGGACAAGAAGGAGGACAGAGACCCUGAAGGUCAGGAAGGUCAUCCUCAAGCAGCAGCCAAGGCUAAGAAGGAUCCCUUGGAAGUUCAGCCCGUCAGAGAGGAGGGGCUGAGGGACGUGAAGAAGGACACUAGGAACGUUUGCAGGACCAAGCAUGGUGGCUGGCUCCUGCGGGAGCGCCAGGCCGACUCUGAGAAGCUCCCCAGGACCCGAGGGGAGGAGCAGGAGGCAGAGAAGGAGAAAAAGCCAUGUGUGUCAGGAGGGAGAAAGAUGGUUCCCAGAGAGGACCAACCCGCAAGGGUAGAGAAGGAGCCCAAGACGAGGCCAGAGGAAAAGAAGCCAGAGCGGCUCAGUGGCCGGAAGCGGAGGCCCCCGGGCAUCAUCUCGGCCAAUGUGGAGAAGCAUUACGAGAUGGGCCGGGUCAUUGGGGACGGAAACUUCGCCAUGGUGAAGGAGUGCAGGCACCGCGAAACCAGGCAGGCCUAUGCCAUGAAGAUCAUCGACAAGUCCAAACUCAAGGGUAAGGAGGACAUGGUUGACAGUGAGAUCUUAAUUAUCCAGAGCCUCUCUCAUCCCAACAUAGUGAAAUUGCAUGAAGUGUACGAGACAGAAACGGAAAUCUACCUGAUCAUGGAGUAUGUGCGGGGAGGGGACCUUUUUGACGCCAUCAUAGAAAGUGUGAAGUUCCCAGAGCGGGACGCUGCCCUCAUGCUCAUGGACUUGUGUAAGGCACUCGUCCACAUGCACGACAAGAGCAUCGUCCACCGGGAUCUCAAGCCAGAAAACCUAUUGGUUCAGCGAAAUGAGGACAAAUCUACCACCUUGAAACUGGCUGAUUUUGGCCUUGCAAAGCAUGUGGUGAGACCUAUAUUUACUGUGUGUGGGACUCCGACUUACGUAGCUCCUGAAAUUCUUUCUGAGAAAGGUUACGGGCUGGAGGUGGACAUGUGGGCCGCAGGCGUGAUCCUCUACAUCCUGCUGUGUGGCUUUCCCCCCUUUCGCAGCCCAGAGAGGGACCAGGACGAGCUCUUCAACAUCAUCCAGCUGGGCCGCUUUGAGUUCCUGGCCCCUUACUGGGACAAUAUCUCUGACGCUGCCAAAGAUCUGGUGAGCCGAUUGCUGGUGGUAGACCCCAAAAAGCGCUACACGGCCCACCAGGUUCUUCAGCACCCCUGGAUUGAAGCUGUUGGAAAGACCUACACAGCAAACCUACAAAAGGAGGUGUCCCCUAGCAGCGAGGGCCACUUCCGGAGCCAGCACAAGCGGGCUGCAGAGCAGCCAUCGUAGUCACCGCCUUGGGCACCUGUUCAGCAACCCCCCGCCCCGACCCUGUUCUGCUCAAGGACAGAGAACAGGAGAGAAGUCUAGGAGAAAAACAAUGAAAAGGGCUUCUUCACAUAAUUGGAAAAUCAGGGGAAGGAGAGACACUCAGUAUAUUUUAAAGCAUAUUUGAAAAAAUAAACUUGAGUCUUGAUGUUAAAUGUUGUAACAUAUUUUUAGAUUUGUAUAUUUGAAGCCUUUAAUACAUUUUUUUUGGGGGGGAGAGACUUGUUAUUAGCAAGGAAUUUUUAGUAAUAAUAGUGUGUUUUGCUUCCUCCUUGUAAUCAAGUUCAUGGUAUACGACAUGAGUGGUGCUUCCCAGGGUCUAAACUCCCCCUGUGAGAUUAAUAAGGCAAAUGGUGGUCUUUCUAUGUUAAUAAAAUGUGCUCUGAAUGACUGAAGUGGGUCGUAUUCUGAUUACUUCUUAAUGCUGCUGAUGAAGCCAGGGAAUUAUGGUUCAGACGUGCCUCCUGAAGCCAACAUGACUACAUGUAAAUGUUGUGAAGGACACUUUAUUAGCUGGCAAGAUCUGUUUAUUUAGGAUGUGCUGGUCUUGAUCUCUAGCAUUUUAGUCUUACUGAAUAUCAGAUUUGGUGCAGUCUGAAAAAUGGAAAGAAAAAAAUCA
This is a messenger RNA of Ceratotherium simum simum (southern white rhinoceros), 3022 nucleotides long. The record is from RefSeq and is a predicted model, not a curated record. NCBI's taxonomy places the organism in Eukaryota, Metazoa, Chordata, Mammalia, Perissodactyla, Rhinocerotidae.